This is a messenger RNA of Telopea speciosissima, 1328 nucleotides long. RefSeq names its product vesicle-associated protein 4-1-like. The record is from RefSeq and is a predicted model, not a curated record. Gene Ontology annotation, cellular component: endoplasmic reticulum membrane; plasma membrane. Lineage: Eukaryota; Viridiplantae; Streptophyta; Magnoliopsida; Proteales; Proteaceae. Gene Ontology annotation, biological process: endoplasmic reticulum membrane organization. The transcript has 7 exons. The coding region runs from base 336 to 1115 and encodes 259 amino acids.
AUCGACGGACGUGAAACUGACGUCUCAAUUACAGUGAAUUUCUUAUUUUAAGAUCCGAGCUGUCUACUCUCUGUCUCGUCCUCCCUCGCGCAACAGAGUAAAGUUGCCACCGCCGUUUGCCCAAUCAAAACUAUAGCGAAAGCGGUGGAUAGAUAGAGAUCGAGACUCGAGAGGCUCAAAAGGCGGAGUUGUGUAAUCUUUUUUUCUGUCCUGAGAAGUUCUUCACGUUUCUUGGCGAAAUCCGGUCGCCAGAGGUGUGAGUGAGAGUCACCUGUUGAUGGACUAACACAGGCUUAGUAGUGAAGUGAAUCAGAAUCAAACUCAGGCAUAAAAGGAUGGCUAUUGCUGAAGAGAAUUCUCAUUCAGACGGCAACGUUUGGAGUCUCUGUCGAAUGCCGUUUUGGCAAGCAGGAAAUGCUUCUUCUUCAUCUGCUUCGCAGAACCUUCACCAGCAGAAUCACAACCAGCAACAUCUCGAUGGAUCUAAUAAUCAUACUUCAAGCACCGUUUCAUCAGUUGCUAGAUCCUUGCUUCCGACGCGGCGUAGACUUCGUCUUGAUCCUCCCAGCAAGCUAUACUUCCCUUAUGAACCUGGCAAACAAGUCAGAAGCGCGAUUAGGAUAAAAAACACUAGCAAGUCUCACGUUGCUUUCAAGUUUCAAACAACUGCACCAAAAAGCUGUUUCAUGCGACCUCCGGGGGGUAUCCUUGUUCCUGGAGAAAGUCUCAUUGCAACUGUGUUCAAGUUUGUGGAGCAACCCGAGAACAAUGAGAAACAAGUAGAUCAGAAGUCCAAGGUUAAAUUUAAGAUUGUUAGCCUAAAAGUAAAAGGAGGAAUGGAUUACGUGCCAGAGCUGUUCGAUGAGCAGAAAGAUCAAGUAGCAGUUGAACAGAUUCUGAGGGUUGAAUUCUUAGAUGCGGAGCGUCCUAGCCCGGCGAUGGAGAAACUCAAGCGACAGUUGGCCGAGGCUGAGGCUGCACUGGAAGCACGAAAGAAACCUCCAGAGGACGCAGGCCCAAAACUUGUUGGGGAAGGGCUUGUUAUUGAUGAAUGGAAAGAACGAAGGGAAAGAUACCUGGCACGGCAACAGGUUGAAGGUUCUGAUUCAGUAUAAAGUGCAAACUGCUUUUGUUGUAAGCGCUUCUCUACUUGGAAUGAAUCAUUAUGUACUGUGGAGGAAAAAUGUCAAUUUCAACCCCUUUUGUGUAAGGGUUUAUCAUGUACGGGGAUUUAUCUACAGGUUCAGCUAGAAAUAAAAUGUGAGGGGAAUCUAAUGGAGUUUACUAUACUUGAAUCUGCGCCAAUGGAGUACUCCCCCCCACCCCCC